Molecule: messenger RNA, 2806 nt
Organism: Dacryopinax primogenitus
Lineage: Eukaryota; Fungi; Basidiomycota; Dacrymycetes; Dacrymycetales; Dacrymycetaceae
Exons: 8
Coding region: 1-2634 (877 amino acids)
Cellular component (GO): nucleus
Molecular function (GO): DNA binding; ATP binding; ATP-dependent chromatin remodeler activity
Source: RefSeq, a predicted model, not a curated record
AUGUCCACCGCCUCACUAUCACCGCCGCCGAGUUUAACGAUGGAGUCAUCCGCCGUGUCCACCGUCGGGCCUGACACGCCUUUGCCUGAAAUACCUUCUCAGCUAGAGGGAAAGUCUGCGUACCCUGACCCUCCUCCUCCUUUGACAGUCGAUUCGGAUGGCCCCAAGCGCUAUGCGCGGCUUCAGUACCUGCUCAAGCAGAGCACCGCGUACAGCGGGAUUAUGCGCGAUAUCAUGCAGAAGCAAUCUGCAGAUCGAGCGAAGAAAGAAUUGCCUGCAACGGCUGGAGAAGGAAAGGAAGGGAAGCGCGGGAAGCGCGGGAAGCGCGGGCGUCCGGCGAAAGACGGCAGCAAGAAGCGCGGAAGGGAGGAGUAUGAAUUCGAAAUUGAUGAGAAGACACUUGAUGCAGCUGUUCAGAGCAGAGAGGAAACCGACGAGGCACCAUGGAUCGAACAGCCGAAGCUUAUCACUGGGGCUACCCUCAGACCGUACCAGCGAGCAGGGCUGAACUGGCUCGUAACGCUGCAUUCGAAUGGUCUCAAUGGAAUUCUUGCUGACGAGAUGGGACUCGGAAAGACGCUCCAGGUGAUUGCAUUGCUUGCUCACCUGAGGGAGCAUGGCGUUUGGGGCCCUUUCCUCAUUGUAUGCCCUCUGAGCGUGAUGUACAAUUGGGUGGAUGAAUUCAAGAAGUUCGCACCUACAAUUCCCGCGAUAAUGUAUCACGGUACGCCUGAGGAGCGCCGCGAGUUGCAGCGUACGACCCUCGUCCUUCCACACAAAGACCAUGAUGGACCUGCUCCCAAAAAACACCGCCUACUCAAACCGGCUGGGCGCAAAUCAGCCCCAGGCACCCGAAGCGGAACGCCAGCGAUUACCACCGAGGAGACGUUCCCCAUCGUCGUGACAACAUAUGAAAUGGUUAUACGCGACAAGGCGUUCUUGGGCUCGUUCCACUGGAGGCAUCUCAUUGUCGACGAAGGUCAUAGGCUUAAGAAUAUGGAGAGCCGGCUCAUCAAAGAAAUCAGGCAGUAUAAAUCGGAUAACAGACUGAUCCUAACGGGAACCCCCUUGCAGAAUAAUCUCGCCGAAUUGUGGAGUCUGCUCAAUUUCAUCCUGCCCACUAUCUUCGACGAUCUGGUUGCCUUCCAACAAUGGUUCGACUUCGACGAGAUCACCUCCGCGCCCUCUGAAUCUGAGUCUGCUGCCCAACUGACAUCCGAGCAAACCGCCCAGAUUGUCAACUCCCUACACGACAUCCUCAAGCCUUUCUUGCUUCGACGACUCAAGACCGAUGUCGAGAUAAACCUUCCUCCGAAGAAGGAAUAUGUGCUAUAUGCGCCCCUCACUCAACUGCAGAGCGAAUUGUACAAGGUCAUCGCGAGCGGAGAUGUGAGGGAUUGGUUAAUCGAGAAGAAACUUGAGGCAGGAAGAAAAUCCGGCAAGUUGUCUGCGGUUGAGGAAGACGAGGACGAAGAUGGAUCGGACGGGAAACGCUAUCGGCGCAAGCUGAGAAAAGGGAAGAGGAUCAGCUACGCACACGCCCUGGAAGACAAUGACGACAAGUAUCUGCAGGAGUGGGAGAAGAAGGGUGGAAGAAAAUCUGGUGAAACGGAGGACAUGACACCGGAGGAAGCUGGGGCAGAAUACAUGCUCUCCAAAGCUCGCAAGUCCGUCGCGAAUAUGAACUUGCAGAACCGCGUCAUGCAGCUGCGCAAAGUCUGUUCACAUCCAUUCCUGUUCGAAUGGCCGGUCGACCCCAACACUGGGCAGGAAAUCGUAAACGAAGAGCUCGUUGGCGCAAGCGGCAAGAUGCUUCUUCUCGAUCGCUUGCUUGAUGCACUCUUCAAGAAAAAGCACAAGGUUCUCCUAUUCAGUCAGUUCACGACGAUGCUUGACAUCGUCCAAGACUGGGCGACGGAGUUCAAAGGCUGGGAGAUAUGCCGCAUUGACGGGUCAACACCGCCGUUAGAGCGGCGCAGCGAGAUGGACCGAUUCAACAAAGGCGGAGAUGCGCCAGAUGCGCCGCAUCUCUUUCUUCUCUCAACUCGUGCAGGCGGCCUCGGCAUUAACCUCGUUGCCGCGGACACCGUCAUCUUCUAUGACCAAGAUUGGAAUCCACAAAUGGAUUUACAGGCUCAAGACCGCGCGCACCGAAUCGGGCAGACUAAGCCUGUGCUGAUCUUCAGGCUCGUGUCGGCACAUACCAUCGAGACGAACAUCCUGCAACGUGCCGCUCAGAAGCGCAAGCUCGAGGCGCUCGUCAUCGCGAAGGGCAAGUUCCGCCGUCCGGACGGGACAAUUGAAAUGAAGCGUGAGAGUCUGGCGGAGAUGGCGGCUAGCCUGCUCGCUUUGGAAGGGGAGAAGAUAAACAUCGUCGCCCAGGGAGACGAGAUUAUCUCGGACAAAGAUCUAGAUGUAUUGCUUGAUCGUAGCGCCGAGGUGUUCUCAGGCCGCGCAACAGGCUGGACUGCGGGAGCGAGUGAGGUGAAACGCACUGCAUCGGCGGCCACAAAGAAGGGCCCUGAGAAAGCGCGCUUGAAGGCGAAGGGUGUGGCCUUUGAAGUGAUCGAGACAAAGGCGGAUGAGGCAUCAGAGAGACUGGCCAAGGUCAUGGGUGAGCAUGAGGAGCAGUGAUCAUCCAUCUCGAUGGGUAUCUGGGGAUAUUCAGAAGCAGCUUUUCACACGUUAUCUUGUUAUACGAUUUCGUCUUCCGGAUGACCGAUACCUGUCGUUACAUUACUUGUUGCAUGUUUGAUGCUGCUGGCUACCACCGGCAUGUUUAUCGUAUUUAUUGAUAGAGAUAUCA